CCAAAGCCGCCAGAACUGCAGCCCAGAACCGGCAAGGCCAGGCAGGCCAUGGGGCUCUGGGCGCUGCUGCCCAGCUGGGUUUCUGCAACGUUGCUACUGGCACUGACCGCCCUGCCCGCAGCCCUGGCCGCCAACAGCAGUGGCCGAUGGUGGGGCAUCGUGAACAUAGCCUCCUCCACAAACCUGCUGACGGAUUCCAAGAGUCUGCAGCUGGUGCUCGAGCCCAGUCUGCAGCUACUGAGCCGCAAGCAGCGGAGACUGAUCCGACAGAACCCGGGGAUCCUGCACAGCGUGAGUGGAGGGCUGCAGAGCGCUGUGCGGGAGUGCCAGUGGCAAUUCCGGAACCGCCGCUGGAACUGCCCUACCGCUCCCGGGCCCCACCUCUUCGGCAAGAUCGUCAACCGAGGCUGCCGGGAAACAGCAUUUAUCUUCGCCAUCACCUCCGCCGGGGUCACACAUUCGGUGGCGCGCUCCUGCUCCGAAGGCUCCAUUGAGUCUUGCACCUGUGACUACCGGCGGCGCGGCCCUGGGGGCCCCGACUGGCACUGGGGGGGCUGCAGCGACAACAUCGAUUUCGGCCGCCUCUUCGGUCGGGAAUUCGUGGACUCUGGGGAGAAGGGGCGGGACCUGCGCUUCCUCAUGAACCUUCACAACAACGAGGCAGGGCGCACGACCGUGUUCUCGGAGAUGCGCCAGGAGUGCAAAUGCCACGGGAUGUCCGGCUCGUGCACGGUGCGCACGUGUUGGAUGCGACUGCCCACGCUGCGCGCGGUGGGCGACGUGCUGCGCGACCGCUUCGACGGCGCCUCCCGCGUCCUUUACGGCAACCGGGGCAACAACCGCGCUUCGCGGGCGGAGCUGCUGCGCCUGGAGCCCGAAGACCCGGCGCACAAGCCGCCCUCCCCUCACGACCUGGUCUACUUCGAGAAGUCGCCCAACUUCUGCACGUACAGCGGACGCCUGGGCACAGCCGGCACAGCGGGGCGUGCGUGCAACAGCUCGUCGCCGGCUCUGGACGGCUGCGAGCUGCUGUGCUGCGGCCGGGGCCACCGCACGCGCACGCAGCGCGUCACCGAGCGUUGCAACUGCACCUUCCAUUGGUGCUGCCACGUCAGCUGCCGCAACUGCACGCACACGCGCGUGCUGCACGAGUGUCUGUGA
Onychomys torridus (southern grasshopper mouse) is the source of this 1161-nucleotide messenger RNA. RefSeq names its product Wnt family member 1 (gene Wnt1). The record is from RefSeq and is a predicted model, not a curated record. Lineage: Eukaryota; Metazoa; Chordata; Mammalia; Rodentia; Cricetidae. Gene Ontology annotation, biological process: cell fate commitment; neuron differentiation; canonical Wnt signaling pathway. The transcript is spliced from 4 exons. Bases 49 to 1161 code for a protein of 370 amino acids. Gene Ontology annotation, molecular function: frizzled binding; cytokine activity. Gene Ontology annotation, cellular component: extracellular region.